Amorphotheca resinae ATCC 22711 is the source of this 3966-nucleotide messenger RNA. RefSeq lists its product as hypothetical. NCBI's taxonomy places the organism in Eukaryota, Fungi, Ascomycota, Leotiomycetes, Helotiales, Amorphothecaceae. The coding region runs from base 328 to 3717 and encodes 1129 amino acids. Gene Ontology annotation, cellular component: cytoplasm. The record is from RefSeq and is a predicted model, not a curated record. Gene Ontology annotation, molecular function: metal ion binding; glycerophospholipase activity. The transcript has 2 exons.
GAUGCUACCAGCAAAACAAACCUCAUUCGCGUCGUGGCUACCUCGCUUCUUCUGGCGGUCAGGAUACUCAUCAAGUACUUCCCUGCCUGCUCUACUUUGUCUAUCUUACCUCCUCUAUACCGACUGUACCUCAUGAUACAUAGAUAUCGCUCGACAGCUCUUUGUCCCUUGAUAUAAUUCCCAUCACCAGCUUCGUUACGCAGACCCCGCCGAUUAGAGGUCAAAGUUAUAUUCCCUCGUCGCUGCUCAAGAGCAGCAAGCUCUGCAGGCCAGAGCCGUGCUGUGUUAACUAUUUAGACCCUUCCCAGCUCCGUGACCUCUGCAGGAAUGUCUGAAACUCCUCAUACCUACGGGCCCACGUGUCGUCUCGCCAAAACGGUCAGCUUUUCGGGCUCCAAGGGCGACGAUGAUAUGCCAGAACUGAGGGCUCAAUACUUCUACUCCUCCGCGCUUUCAAUAGACGACCCUCUCUCAGUAGUCCCGACUGGCAACUCUGAGGCUACGAAGUAUCCUCCUCGACCGUUCUCGGCUUACGACAAUGACGCUCUCGAAGAAGCGUGGGUGGGUCUUGCCUCUGAGAAGGAUCGCAAGAAUCAUAACAGGAGCAAAUCACCAAAAUCGGGCUGGAAGCGGUUCACAGAGAGACACAAUUCAACGGCUGGCAUAUCCAUCCAAAAAAACAACAAGAGGAAUAGUCCCAAGGCUUCUCCUACAGCCGCUGCACUCGUUAUUCCCUCGAGGGCUAAGGAUGGGGAAAUAGAUUCCCAGCGAGAAGACUCAGAUAGAUUCAGGAACAUGUCUGGAGCCUCCUUGUGUCCAAUUGAUCCCAGACCUGAGGACGAGCAGCCCGAUUCCAUAGAUCCUACGCCGGAUACAUUCCUCGGCACCAGCAAUGGAAACGACGAAACGGAUUAUCAAACUGGUCGUAAGAUUCCAGGAAAUCAGGUUAUUCAACGGAAACCUGAGUAUGAAGGCAGCUCACCCAGUCCUCACUCUGCUCAUAGGCAUCAUGUAACUUUUAACACGCAAAUUCCGACCCGCUGCUCAGAGGGAGUAAAUAGCCCUCGGAUAGAGAACAGAGAUUACUCUGAAGGGGGGCCAACUCUUCAUGACAAGUCAGAGAAUAGUGCAUACCAAAAUCAAGCCUACCCAGAUGAAGGUGAAGGUGAAGCUAAGAAGCAAAUAGCUCGGAAGCCGCUGGCGGGGCAUACUUCAUUAGAUCUUGAUACUGAAGGAGUUCAGGGAGAUGCUGCCAGUGGAGGCUAUUCCGGGAAGCUUUUUCACCAGUCCUCAGAACGAGACACUGGUCAGAGUCCCAGCACAGAGCCAAGCCUAUCUGAGCUGAACCGCAGAGUGGGCAACAAAUCUGAGAACCAGCAAUUAAAGAACCGCCAUGGCUUUGAGAGCCAUUCUUCACAUGCGUCCGUGCCAGAAGGAAAGUCCAGAUUGCUGAAGGGAAAUGAACCUGGCGCUACGUCACUGCUCUCUGAUCUUACCAAUCUUCCUGCACAAGGCGGAGAGGCAGGGCUCGCCGGCUCUCCAUUCGCCAAGUUACCAUCUCACGAGGAGAGCUCCCAACGGACUUCUUCUACCCGUGAUGGUGGGGACCAACGGCCCUUAAAUGAUGGUCCCAGUAACCUUCCUGAAAGCUCACGCGGAGUCCAUGAACGAGAUUCUACAGAGACAGAGACGGUACAAGAUCUCGGCUGUAAGGCGCACAAGAAGACCAAUAAGCAGGCAGAAGUCCCAGUUGGUAUUUCCAGACUCCAUCUUGUCAAAUUGCCAGCUUUGCAGAUGGUGCCUAUCUACUGGUCGCCGAUUCACGAGUUAGGGUUGGUGGUUCGUGGUACCUGGUUCUAUAAGGAUACCAUGUAUCCCGUCGAGCCAGCAGUUGCUAAUCAACUUGAGAUGGGAUACAGAGAACUUCGCCCUUGGUCUAGGACGUGGAAUGACGAGCUUAAUAGUGCGAUAGAAGUUGGCGCGCUUGGCGAAGAGAAAAUCUCGUACCGUCUUUGGCCAAAGGAGGAAGAUCAAAAGGCUCCCCCAUAUAAUAUGUCCGAGCAUAUUAUUUCGGCUGAUCCCUAUUGUGCUGCACGAUGCUUCCAUGGGGAUGCUGCUGCUGAGGGAAAGAUUGAUUCUGACGAAUCAGACAAGUCUACCAGUACGAAAACAAUCACUAAAAAGUAUCCUAAUUCUCAUGUCAUAUAUAAGGAUGCUGAGAAUGCCUUCAUUCUUAAGCCAAACCUCCAGCCUUCUGCAUAUUAUGGGCGGAGGCCACUGCAGAAGAUCAGAAAAGGUACAACUGUGGGCAUCCAUGUCGUUCGGGGUUUUAACUGGAAGGCCUGGGAGAAGGCUCAUCCGCCAAAGAAGUCGAACAAUGCAGCCAAGGCGCAAGAGAAAAUUCCCGUCUCCGGUGACGCAGAUGCUGGCAAGAGAAGUGUAUGCGCCGCCUGCCGAUCACAGGAAGAGCGACCACAGGUACGCAAUCUGGUUCUCGUGAUUCACGGAAUAGGACAGAAGCUUUCGGAGCGCAUCGAGAGCUUCCAUUUCACGCAUGCUAUCAACUCCUUUCGCAGAUCAGUCAACGUUGAGCUUGGCCAUGAAUCUGUGCAGAGCGUGCUCCGAGAUGACUUUGGCGGAAUCAUGAUCUUGCCAGUUAAUUGGCGAUCGAGUCUCUCUUUCGAAGAUGGAGGGCCCAUGAGGGAGGGUGAUGAAGGUCAUGCCGAGGCUCAUUUCUCCCUCAAGGAUAUCACGCCAGAUACAAUUCCAGCAGUGCGCAAUCUCAUCUCAGACGUGAUGCUUGACAUCCCCUUUUACAUGUCACAUCACAAGCCCAAAAUGAUACAGGCUGUCAUCAGAGAGGCGAACCGUGUCUACCGACUCUGGUGCAAAAACAAUCCCGGAUUCCACAAUGAAGGGCAUGUACAUAUCCUUGCGCACUCCUUAGGAAGUGCCAUGGCCGUCGAGAUACUGAGCAAGCAACCGACAUUUGUCCCAAGGGCCGAUCUCGACGAGCGGAAGAUAAACCCAAAGCACUUUGACUUCGACACUAAAAACCUCUUCUUGGUUGGGAGUCCGGCUGGUUUCUUCUUGCUGCUCGAGAAGGGGAACCUGACCCCGAGGCUUGGCCGGAACAAGCCGGGUGCUGACUAUGUUGAUAGUAACGACAAAACACUUACUGGCAGUGCAGGAACCUUUGGCUGUCUUGCAGUGGACAACAUAUACAACGUGAUGGAUUACAACGACCCUAUCGCAUAUCGUCUCAACGCCACCGUUGACCCGCAAUUUGCAGCGGGCUUGAAGAAUGCCCAGGUACCGAGUGCCACGACGGGUUUCUUUGGAAGCAUUGGCAACGCUGUGAAAUCUUUGACUCCUGGCCUCUCAUCACCGGCUGAUCUCGUGGUGGGCCAGGUAGCGAAGCCGCCAGCUAUGGCACGUCUCCCAUCACAGCUGGAAUUGGAAGUUCAUGAUUUUACCCGCGAGGAGAUAGCAGAGAAGAAGUUCUAUCUGCUGAAUGACAAUGGACAAGUGGACUGGUUUCUGAGCUCUGGCGGUGGGCCGCUUGAUAUCCAGUAUCUCAAUAUGCUGGGAGCGCAUAGCAGCUAUUGGACGAGUCAGGAUUUUAUCCGAAUGCUGGUCAUAGAGCUGGGUCGGAAGCAAGGGAAGCACCAUACGCUUCCGAACAUGAGGGCUGUCAAGGCUGGGCAUAGAUCAUAGAUCGAGGUAAGCCUUGAGAGGAUGAAGCCGAUGAAGCCUCUGGGAAGAGAAGGUUGGCGGUGAUAAGGGACGAAGUUUUUGAAUUGUCAGGGGAAGAGCGGUGGUUUGGAGGAAAGCAAGUAGCUUUACAUUUUUGAGAGCCGGCGCAGGAACUGUUAGACAGACGACGUAUGAUACCCCCGUACCUAGAAACGUAGAACAGGAUGAACGAAGAAGCAUGAUUAGACAGUCUUCUUGGGACUGCUGGAC